Molecule: messenger RNA, 1314 nt
Organism: Lolium rigidum
Lineage: Eukaryota; Viridiplantae; Streptophyta; Magnoliopsida; Poales; Poaceae
Exons: 5
Coding region: 1-831 (276 amino acids)
Cellular component (GO): mitochondrial membrane
Source: RefSeq, a predicted model, not a curated record
AUGAUAGUGGCCUUGCUGUUCCAGGCUUCCAGCCAUCCUGUUUCCAGAAAUGGUAUUGCUUUCGUGUUGUGGCCUUUCCGAUUCCUGAUGUACGCCGUGGUUAAUCUGGGUCAGGUUCUGAUUGCGAAAUAUAUUUCGCUCACUCUUGCGGACUUGGAACUGUUUCCUGCACAACUCUUGCAUUCGACGAGCCUCGUGGCUCCCCGGCGGUCAGAACAGGACGAGCAACCAAGGGACCGAGGCACCGAGUCGACGGAGACCGAGCGUCUCGUCUGCUCGUCUCCUGCUUCCGCCGCCCCCCAACUCCGCGGCAACUCCUCUUCGUCUCCCCCGGCCGCGGGCCUUCUCUGCCCUAAUCUCGCCGGAUACGGCGCUCCGCCGGCAACCGCUCGCCGCAGGCCCGCACUACCUCUGCUCCAGAAGCCAGCUCGCCGCCGCACCACUGCAGUUACCUUGCAAAGGUCAAAUUCCGCGAUGAAUGCGACUCAGAGAGUUGACCCUAAGAUUGCUCAACAAGCCUCACAAUUCAAACGAUGGGGGCGGAAACAUCCAUUUGUUCGAUAUGGUCUUCCACUCAUUUCUUUGACAGUGUUUGGUGCGGUCGGUCUAGGUCAUCUUAUACAGGGAGGCAAAGAGGUAACAAAGGAAAAGGAGGAUAUAGAAUGGGAGGUCGUAGAGACAACAAAAGCUCUGAGCCGAACAGGGCCUGUGGAAGGGGCCUAUAAGCCUAAGAACCUCUCACUCGAGGAUGAACUGAAGGCUUUGCAGCAAAAGGUGGACAUAAACAGCUACGACUACAAGAGAAUUCCGAAACCAAAUGAAAAUAAGUGAAGCAAAGCGUCGUUACCAUCCCGAAUGGGAAAUUGCUUUAAAAGCUUUACAAGUAGUUUAUUGGUGUUGUUUCUUCACAAUUUCAUUCGGAUGUUGUUGUUGGAGUGUCAAAAUGAGACAGGGAAGCCACUAACAUCAGACCUUUCUGCUUUGUCGGCUACCUCCUAUAUAUAAGGAGCUAGGUUGAGGAUCCUUGAGCCUGUAGGAAUCAGUGUUUGUAGCGACAGGAGCCAGGCAUGGCAUACCUUUGAGAUUUUGUGGCCAUCAAAUAUGGACUCAUCAAGGGGGCAAUAAAUUGGUGCAGAGUAGAUGUUAGCAAUCAGAUUUUGUAUAACAUUUCUUGGAAGCGAAUUAAGAUGCAUUGCGAUCAAUUGUUGCCUUGUUGUCCAAACGCUAGACAAAUGGGAGGGAAGUUUGUAUUCAUACAUAUACAUAUCUAUAUCUCUUUCCAUUACUAUUAAGAUGCGUACAUUGAGUGCUCCA